This is a messenger RNA of Dipodomys ordii (Ord's kangaroo rat), 3677 nucleotides long. It is a transcript of the gene Fstl1, whose product is annotated as follistatin-like 1. Gene Ontology annotation, biological process: regulation of BMP signaling pathway; cell differentiation; multicellular organism development. The record is from RefSeq and is a predicted model, not a curated record. NCBI's taxonomy places the organism in Eukaryota, Metazoa, Chordata, Mammalia, Rodentia, Heteromyidae. The coding region runs from base 102 to 1025 and encodes 307 amino acids. Gene Ontology annotation, molecular function: protein binding; calcium ion binding. The transcript has 11 exons.
UUUCCUCCGAGGCUGGCGAUCGGCGGGGCUCCCACCUUCUCCUAGAGCUCUCGGCGCGGCCCCCCUCGUCCCGUGCGCCCUCCGGAUUCCGGGACGCCACCAUGAUGUGGAAACGCUGGCUGGCGCUCGCGCUGGUGGCGGUGGCCUGGGUGCAGGCGGAGGAAGAGCUGAGGAGCAAGUCCAAGAUUUGUGCCAAUGUGUUUUGUGGAGCUGGCCGAGAAUGUGCAGUCACCGAGAAGGGAGAGCCCACCUGCCUCUGCAUUGAGCAAUGCAAACCUCACAAGAGGCCUGUGUGUGGCAGUAAUGGCAAGACCUACCUCAACCAUUGUGAGCUGCACCGAGAUGCCUGCCUCACCGGAUCCAAAAUCCAGGUUGAUUAUGACGGACACUGCAAAGAGAAGAAAUCUGUGAGUCCAUCUGCCAGCCCAGUUGUUUGCUAUCAGGCCAACCGUGAUGAGCUCCGACGUCGCAUCAUCCAGUGGUUGGAAGCAGAGAUCAUUCCAGAUGGCUGGUUCUCUAAAGGCAGCAACUACAGUGAGAUCCUGGACAAGUACUUUAAGAACUUUGAUAAUGGUGAUUCUCGCCUGGACUCCAGCGAAUUUCUGAAAUUUGUGGAGCAGAAUGAAACUGCCAUCAAUAUCACCACCUAUGCUGACCAAGAUAGCAACAAGCUUCUCAGAGGACUCUGUGUCGAUGCUCUCAUUGAACUGUCUGAUGAAAAUGCUGACUGGAAACUCAGCUUCCAAGAAUUCCUCAAGUGCCUCAACCCAUCUUUCAACCCUCCUGAGAAGAAGUGUGCCCUGGAGGAUGAAACGUAUGCAGAUGGAGCUGAGACUGAGGUGGAUUGUAACCGCUGUGUCUGUGCAUGCGGAAACUGGGUCUGCACAGCCAUGACCUGUGACGGAAAAAAUCAGAAGGGAGCCCAGACUCAGGCAGAGGAAGGGAUGACCAGAUACGUCCAGGAACUCCAAAAGCACCAGGAAACAGCAGAAAAGACCAAGAGGAUGAGCACCAAAGAGACCUAAGAAGAGAUGUAUAGGUGUAGCGUCUGGAGCCCAGCGCCAUCUUUUGCACAGCGCCAAGUCCAGUACUCACCAGUGUCUGCCACAUUCGCUACAUCACCAGUAUUUGCUUCCAUAGCAAUGAAUUUUUAUCUUGUUUUAUUUGUUUUGCAAUAAAGGAAAUGGGAGUGGCUGGUUAGGAAGGGAAGGGCCUUGUUUCUAAGAGUGCUUUAAGGGAAACUAAGCAGGGCCCUGGGGCUGGAGGUAAGUAAGGAAACUGCAUGGAUGGGGAGAGGAGCAGACCCAAAUCUGAAGGCUAGCAGCUGUGAUCAGGCUGCAGGAAGAGCAUGCCAUGUCCUAAAGGACUGGGCAGCUGUCCUACAGAAGGGUGGAAAGCUCAGUGGCCAGGAACACAUGUUGCUUUGGAACCUGCCAUCAAUGCUGUUCCCAUGACAGACCUCCAGCAUCUCUGCUUCUCCCAUCCUCCCAACUCCAGCCUCUAGAUACACAGCCCUCCUGCUGGUUACCAUAUCUCUCAGACUUGGAUGGAGUUUGGGGGGGACCUGUGCCCCAAUGAUGCAAAUAUGUACUCCCUCUGAGCCAUUAAGAGACCUAACCAAAUUGUUUAAAUACUCUUUACCAAAGGUGCUAUUUCUCUGUAAAACACUUUUUUUUUUUUUGGUUUGGCAAGCUGACUUCAUUCUUCAAGUAUCAAUCUAUUGUUGUUGUUUUGUAAUAUUUUAUUUUCUUGUCUAGCUAUUAAGCGUUUGUAAUUAUUUUUCAGUAGUCCUUAUCAUUUCAGAGGUGGAAGGCAUUCGGUGUCAUCAGUGGUGUAAGCACCCACAUAAUCCAGCCGCCUCCCCCUCCCAUCGCAUACUAGAUUAGAUGUAGCCCAGAGUUGGCACAUCUACCUGGCUUCCAGCAGGUCAGUUGUGUGCCAAGAGGGACAGGGAGGGGGUGUUUCAGACAGAAGCCAGGGGAAGAAGAAACAUCAUGUAAGGCUUUCAAGAUUCAGAAGUUUGGUUAUUUGUUGUUUUGUUUUUGUUUUCAUUUAUUCUGAGAAUAUCAGGCCAGUCAGCAUGCCAAAGUAUGGAGGCUUAGGAUAUCCUGGCCUGCUAACAUGCUUAUGGAUCUACCACUAACUAACCCAGUGACUUUAACCCUGUCUCCUCCUGUUUCUGGGACUCAGUUUCCUCAGUAAGCUAGUAAGAAUGCAUUCAUCUUCCUAUGUGAUAAAUGAUAACUAUUGUAACUCAGUCAUUGGUCCAUAGGGAGAUAGGUUCUUGUGAUUUUUUUUUCUGCAUCUUCUCAGGAUAAAUGAAACCUUAUUGGUAUAACAAGAAGAAUCAGCCAGUCAAAGGCAAGGUGACCAAGUUUGACCUCAGUGUGAAUGACCCUUGCAAGUUGUGUGGGAAUGUGAGGCCUUCCUGGGAAGAAUAGGAACAAACUCCCUCACCUCCCUACAACUUGUCUUCAAACUGCACCUGUCAGCACCAGCACUGGCUGGGGUCAGAAAGAGCGUUCCCUGUAGAGAUGAAAACAAAAGGACGUUUCAGAUAAUAGGAAUGAGAAGUGGAAAUUGAAUCCAAACCAUCGUAGGGAGAAACUGAUUGGGGGGUCAGCCCUGUGUCCUUUGCCCUCUUAAUUUUGAAGCCCGCUCAUUACCAUGUCUCAUAUGCAUUUGGCAUGACAAAAAUCAAAAAUUUUGAAGAUCUGAGAAUAAAACACUUACCAAAAAAAUCAGAUUAAAGACCCUCAGAGGGAAAUUAUUUAGAUUAUACUUCACAAGCAACUGUGAGACAAUGUGUGCCGAAAUGGAAUUCCUUCUAAAUAGUUUUCCUUGUUCCCAUUUGAAAAGAGAACCUUCCACUUCGAAUUUGGAGCUUUUAUGAACAUCCCAUUUAGACACUGAACACCACUUUGCAGUCUGAAUGCUGCUCCCUGCCCAUGUGCCUUGGAGAACUCACAGAAGCAUGCCUUAAUCAAAAGAAAUUUUGCCAGUUCUUGGACCUGAUGGGAGAAGGCAGGAAUACUAGUCCGUUGAAAGCAAAAAGCCAUGGUAUCUCUUAUAUUUUUUAGAACAGCCAUUACCCCACCUUUCCACCUUAAAUUGUGAAGAGCAAACCUCCAUUUCCUCUUACGUUCUGCUGCUUCUGUGUAAAUAGAGCAGCUGUCAUCUGCACCGUAGGGACACAUGAUCUGAGGACCAUUCUUGGAAAGCUGCUAAAUAGCCUAGUUUGAAGAAUCUUGCAUAGAGCUUUGCAUGAAGCCAAGAGACAGGAUUAAAUCAGUUUGAUUUCCUUCAGCCCUCUAAGAACAUGUAAGGCUUAGACUGCAAGCUUCCUGGGCUGUAUGUGUGUGGUUUUAUAAACACUGCAGUAUCUGUGAAGAUCCAGUGUCCAUGGAAACCUUUCCACAAGCCAUGACUAGAUUCUGUCACUGUGUUUGGAAAGCAGGGCUCCUCCACCUGCUAAUCGGCCCUUGUGAACCAGUCUGAAUGUCUUUCCUUUACACCUAUGAUUUAAAUAAGCAAAUUUCAGGAAACAAUUUGAACAGGUUUCUAUUGCCUGUGUGUUUGUGAACAUGUAUUUGUAUUUAGUAUGCUUCCACAUUGCAUUUAACUUGUUUUUGUAAUUCCUGAUUUUUUUGUUACUAUUGAUAAAUAAAGAAAAUAAA